Anoplopoma fimbria (sablefish) is the source of this 2243-nucleotide messenger RNA. It is a transcript of the gene trappc5, whose product is annotated as trafficking protein particle complex subunit 5. The record is from RefSeq and is a predicted model, not a curated record. Gene Ontology annotation, cellular component: TRAPPI protein complex; TRAPPII protein complex; TRAPPIII protein complex. Gene Ontology annotation, biological process: endoplasmic reticulum to Golgi vesicle-mediated transport. The transcript is spliced from 3 exons. The coding region runs from base 276 to 842 and encodes 188 amino acids. NCBI's taxonomy places the organism in Eukaryota, Metazoa, Chordata, Actinopteri, Perciformes, Anoplopomatidae.
AUCUUAACAGGAAGUACCAGCUAGCAUGUUUGGCUAGGUAGCUAACAGCUAACGUAAUUGGUGCUCAGCUGUUUGUUGUGUUUGAGAGGCUCAAACAGGGCACAGCGUCAGAUGGAUCACCGUGAAUAGUUUAGACCUCGUUCACUGAUAAAAGGUUAACUAAUGUGUCAUGUUCUUGUUGCAAUGGGGGAACUGGCUACACAUUUCCCCUCAUUCUAGUGAAUGGAUGAAGUUACACCAUGGAGGAUGUGUGAGAGUGUGCUUAUUGCAAUAAAAUGGACACGCGGUUCACUCGAGGCAAAUCCAACAUCUUGGAGCGACCCCUAACCCGGCCCAAGACCGAGGUCAGCGUUAGCGCGUUUGCCCUCCUGUUCUCAGAGAUGGUCCAGUACUGUCAGAGCCGCGUGUACUCGGUGUCGGAGCUGCAGACGCGUCUGGCAGACAUGGGCCAGAGCGUUGGAGCCAGCUUGCUGGAUGUGCUGGUGCUGAGGGAGAAGAACGGCAAGAGGGAGACCAAAGUUCUGAACAUGCUGCUCUUCAUCAAGGUUAAUGUCUGGAAGUCUUUGUUUGGGAAGGAGGCCGACAAGCUGGAGCAGGCCAACGAUGAUGACAAGACUUACUACAUCAUAGAGAAGGAGCCACUCAUUAACGCGUACAUCUCCGUGCCCAAGGAGAACAGCAGCUUAAACUGUGCAGCCUUCACGGCGGGCGUCGUCGAGGCCAUCCUCACACAUAGCGGCUUCCCUGCAAAGGUCACCGCCCACUGGCACAAGGGCACCACGCUGAUGAUCAAGUUUAACGAGUCAGUCAUAGCCAGGGACAAGGCUCUGGAUGGCAGAUAAAGAGGACUGGAGAGAGUGGGCGGUUAUGUUAAUCAAUACAGGAUGAAGUUAAAUCAUCCAGGUCCAGGCUAGUGUGUGGUCCUGAAUGAAUUUCCUUGUGGUAAAAGGUGGGACUUUAUGGAUGGAUGGAUGGAUGGAUGGAUGAGCCACACUGCUAGAGCAGAAAACAUGCAGCUAGUUGGUUCCAAGUUCCAAGUUUUUUUGUGGAUCAUCUCACUCCUGGUGUACCUCAUGAAGUGACACAAAAUUGUUUCCUUUUAAUUUUUAAUUUGUCUGUCUCACAUCACAUUUUUACAACACAGAUGAUUCAGAAAAGAUUAAGAUAUUGGAUAAUACUUUCACCACUUCAAUUUCUGUAAAGUAAAGUAAAGCUCAGAUUUUCAAGUCACAGCAAGUCAACAUAUUGAAAGAAAUAACUUUUAUUAAAUUAUGUCCCCUUGGGCUCUGGGAAAUUGUGAAAGCUUUUAUCGACUUAAUGAAUCAAAGGAAUACUCAACAGAUGAUUUCAUAAUGAUGGUGAUGGUGAUGUGCAGCUUUUGUCUCAUCGAAUGAAAGUGAAACUGAGCAAAAACAACCAACUAAAUGGAAGCCAACUAUUUAGAGCGUCCCUUGUUUUAUAUAAUGUUAAUAAAAGUGAGAUUUACAACACUUCUUUAAAUGCUACAAAAUAUUGUAUUUAACAGACGGAGGUCCAGACAUGAGAUUAUUUCUCAAAGUUGUUUCUUUCAUUCCAGUUUAACUCCAGCUGUGUGUUUCAUCUCUGUAAAAUAGAUUCAUAAUCAGGGCUGUGGCUAGCAUUUAAGACACAGGUCAGAUCUCUACCAAUAUUAUUUGAGUAUAUUAUUAUUAUUAUUUAUUUAGUGUGAGUGACUUCAGGGUUAUCAACAUAGGGGAGUUUACAUUCUAAAAUGAAAAAGAUUGGUACCACUUUUGUUUCUGUACAGUCUGAAGCUGCGGCCAGUUAGCUUAGCAUAGCACAAAGAACUGGAAACAGUUAGCCUGGCUCUGCCCACAGGUAACCAAAUCUGCCUACCAUCACUUCAAAAGCUCAUUAAUUAAAAUGUAGCAAAAAAAGUGUCAAAUCAACAGUUGGAAGGGCCAGGCUAGCUGUUCCCUCUCUGUAGGCUAAGCUAAACCAAGUGGCUGCUAGCGUAUUAAUCUUAGACAUGAGGGGUAUCAAUCUCUUCGUCUCACUCUCUGCAACAAAGAAAAUAACAAAUUCCCCAAAUAUCUCCCUAUGUUUAGUGGGGGUUGUGUUGGGGGAGUCAUGCCCUCAGUUUAUCUCCAAGCCUGGCUACAGCCCUGCUCACACUGCUCCCUCCUGCUUAUUCUAGAUAGCACUGUGUGUCUCUGUCAACCGUGAAUAAAACUGUAAUAUCACAAACAUGCUAAGUGAGUCUG